Schistocerca cancellata (South American locust) is the source of this 3117-nucleotide messenger RNA. RefSeq lists its product as uncharacterized. The transcript is spliced from 4 exons. Bases 145 to 2355 code for a protein of 736 amino acids. Lineage: Eukaryota; Metazoa; Arthropoda; Insecta; Orthoptera; Acrididae. The record is from RefSeq and is a predicted model, not a curated record.
UUUGUGGUGGUUGCCUGGUUAUGUGAUUCCCAGAGUUACGUCGUAAAGUUAUUGAUAAAGUUGGGCGGUGGCCGCAGAGGUUUUAUCGGCGAGAGUACUUCGGAGCGCGCUGCUGAGUUGUUGUUUCCAUUUUCGUUCGCGGUUAUGUUUGGAGUAACUAAGAGAACGUACACAAUGAAUCGCAAGAGGUGCGCUGUGGAUAUGGCCCGUGAACCCAACAGAAGUGUUGCAGAAACAUGGGAGGAAGUUGCUAUCUCAUUGCAGCAGACAUUCUGCGAAACCCUGGGAGACUCAGACUGGGAGUCAUACAAAAUUACAGAGCACUGUUACAUGCGUCAGAAAGUAGGUUAUGCUCUUUUUGGACCACCAUCAGGGGACGAUUCUGGGGAAUAUGAUUCGUGUAAACUUGAAAAAAUAAAGGAAAUUUGCAAAAUACUCAUUGAACAAGACAAUCACAAUUUCUUAGAGGAAAACUCUGAAACUUGGAUGUCUAUAAUUUUUGUCUGUUUGGCCUUGGAGAAAACCGGAAACCACACUGAGGUGGUAACAGAGCCAGUUUUCAGGGUGCCUAGAUACUGUAAUGAAAAUGAUAUUACAGUUCAUUUCAUUGACCGCAAUGGUCGUAUUUAUGAAAGUUGGAAAGAUUAUUUACAAAAUAACAAGCUUCCAAGCUGUUCAUAUUGCUACCCUAAGGGUGGGGUAUACCACUUAAAUGUAAACCACCAGGUAGAGGUAGAAUUUGGAAAGACUCCUGCAAGCAAACUACCAUCAAAAAUAUGCAACGGUCUUGAUCUUGCAACUACAUUUGUGUCAGCUGGUAACUUUGGGUUAGCCUGUGCAGCAAUGUCUUUCCCAGGAAGUGCACCUAUUUUAGCAACAUCAGUUCUCACUACUGCUGUUUGUAGUGCAUAUGGAAUUGGUAGAAGCGCAAAAGAGAUCAUUGAUAGGAAGAAACACAAAGAAACUAUAGGGUUAACCAACAGUGCAUCACGAAACUGUUGGCUGUCUAUUGUGGGGAAUGCUGUUGGUAUUUUAUCAUGUGGGGCUUCAAGAAUAAUCCCAAAGAUUGCACAAAGUGGGAAUGCAUUGAAUAUGGAAGGAAGAGUGUGUGUUGCUGCACUAAGUGUUACUUCUUGCACUGUUAGUGGAAUUAAUGUAGCCAAUGAAAUAUUAAAUUUGGAUGAGAAAAGAAAGAAAAAUGACAUCCGGCCAUGUGAUGUAGCACAGUUAAUCUCAUCAGUUAUAUUUUUUGGUCAUUCAGUUCUAACUACGAAAACUGCAUUUAAUCUAAUUAGAGAAGCCCGUCAAGGAAGAUUGGAGAAAUUUGUGACAAGUGUGAGAAGUACUAAGUACAGAAAAGUGUUUUCAGAUCUUGCUAGAAAAAUUGUUGGCAAGAAAUCUGAACUUUCUGAAAGCGGCAAGGUAAUCCGCUCAGUAAAAUACAUUGAAGAGUUCGGGGAGUCAUUUUUAAAUAAUGUAGUUGUGUUCAAAUCAGGUUGUAACAGAGCUUCAUACAUCAUUGAUGAGUCUGGAAUCAGAGAGUGUGUUGCGUACUUCAGAGACCUCAUUUUGAAUGCCACUAGGAACUUUGUAACACAUAUGUCUAACAGCUUUCCACAAAUUGGGUUUGGAAACCAUUAUGAGAACUUGACAGCAGCAUCUGGAAAGCCACAAGUUCCUGUAGCAGAUGCUGGUUUCAACCUUCGAGGGCAAAUAUUAACACUUUUACGAGGACUUGGUGAAUUUAACAUACCUCUUCUACUUGAUCUUGGAGUGAAGAUUUUUAGUGAUCUGAAAUACCCACUUGGCAGAAGUAUUUGUGAAGUUCUAAACAUGAUUUACAUGUUUGUGAAGGAAGUAGUGAAAGAUAUGGAAAAUUUGUAUCUAGAGCAGCUACAGGAGGAAAAAAGUUUAUUGGGACCAAAUUUUUCUCAGGUUGAAUUUGACCAAAAAUAUAAAAUAUCGGGGGUGAGAUUUGAAUACUUCUGUUCAGUUGCACUAAAAGCAGUAAACUUAGUAGGAGAAGUCUUUAGCAUGUUAAAAGAGGCCUGUCGUGUUACUUGCCAUAAGGUUGAUAGUAUUAAAUCAGAGAGAGCCCAGUCUCCUGUGUUCAGAGAUCUAGUUAUACCUUGGGAAUAUACAAAUUCCAGUGAAAAUAUGCCAAUAACAAAGGAUCACGCCUUGCAAAUUGCAAGAGAUCUAACUAAUGAAGAUUUGAACUGCAACAAUUCCGUUGUUGCAUAUUCAGAAUCAGAAUUAUUUGUUGUAAUUGAAGAUAAGUCCAUACCUUUAAAUGUUGUGAGAAUAAAAUAUAUAGUUGAAUGUCAGAUAAUUUAUGCUUCAGUUAUGUGCUGAACAAUUCUGGAAUUUGUAACAUUUUGUUUUACAGAAUGAAUCUCUUUAUUUACAUAAAAUGUCUUGUUGAAAUUCAGCUAAUUGAACCUUCUGUUAAAUGCUGAAAAAAAUCUUAAAUUUUUUAGUGUUUUUGUAUCCCAGAAUGAAUCUCUUUGUGGAAAACAAGAUAACUGAUAAUAGAUAAGACAAUUGAUGCUUCAGUUAAGUGAUAAAAAAAUCUUGAAUUUGUAGCCUAAUGUUUUGUUUUAUGAACUGAAUUUUCUAAAGCGAGAAGUUAAGUGCCUUAAACAGCUUUACACAUAUAUUUUGCUAGAUUGUUUCACUUUAUACUACUGAAAAAAAACAUAAAAACAAGCAGAUUUUGUGUGUAUGUAUUACUACUUUUAUUAAUUUGCAGAUGCACAGCCCCCAAAUACAAGAAGUUGCAGUGUCAUAUACACCUCAUUUAAGUAUUCUUUAUGCAGAUUGGGGAUGCAAUAAAAACAAAGUGAAUAAUAUACCUUGUGCUGUGUCUAGCACAUCCCUAAAUAAACUGUUUCAGCAAUUGAUCAAACUACAUUCUCUUGCUUAUGAUUUUUGUGCCUGAUAUGUAAUUACUCUUUCUAAUUAGUUUGAUAUUGAAAAUUAAGUCACAAUGCGAAGGAAAAAAAUCAUAUUUUAUUUGUAAAUCCAUGAUCUGAUUAAUUACAUACUAAUUAGUAAUGAUUUUUCAUUAUGAAUAAGUUUGUUGCUGGGAAAUAAAUCAUAGAAAUAUAAUCUGUA